Molecule: messenger RNA, 3000 nt
Organism: Triplophysa dalaica
Lineage: Eukaryota; Metazoa; Chordata; Actinopteri; Cypriniformes; Nemacheilidae
Gene: arcn1a
Product: archain 1a
Exons: 10
Coding region: 139-1674 (511 amino acids)
Biological process (GO): Golgi localization; retrograde vesicle-mediated transport, Golgi to endoplasmic reticulum; endoplasmic reticulum to Golgi vesicle-mediated transport
Cellular component (GO): cytosol; COPI vesicle coat
Source: RefSeq, a predicted model, not a curated record
UUAGAUUGCUGCCAUAUUGAGUCGCGGAGCAGAGCACUGCACACAAGUAACUGUUUUAUUUAUCGCCACGUAGCAUUUGUACAACUACACAAACGUCGUUGACAUUACUGAAGACAGAAAACCCGCCAGAGACUGAAAAUGGUGCUGUUGGCAGCAGCAGUGUGCACCAAGGCGGGUAAAGCCCUGGUGUCGCGGCAGUUCGUGGAGAUGACGCGGACACGAGUGGAGGGUCUGCUGGCCGCUUUUCCCAAACUGAUGAACACAGGGAAGCAACAUACAUUUGUGGAGACAGAGAGUGUGCGCUACGUUUACCAGCCGCUGGAGAAACUCUACAUGGUGCUUGUUACCACAAAGAACAGUAACAUACUGGAGGACCUGGAGACACUGCGUCUCUUCUCACGUGUGAUUCCUGAAUACUGUCGUGUCCUGGAGGAGAGUGAGAUUUCUGAGCACUGCUUCGACCUCAUCUUCGCCUUUGAUGAAAUUGUCGCACUCGGUUACAGAGAAAAUGUCAACUUAGCCCAGAUUCGAACAUUUACAGAGAUGGACUCUCAUGAAGAAAAGGUGUUCCGUGCCGUCAGAGAGACUCAGGAGCGUGAGGCUAAAGCAGAGAUGAGAAGGAAAGCUAAGGAGCUGCAGCAGAUACGGCGUGACACUGACCGUGGAAAGAAGGGGCCAGGCUUCGGCGGUUUUGGCAGCUCGGGCAUGAGCAGCAGCAGCAGCAACAUGUCUAUAAUCACAGACACGCUGAUCGAACCAGAGAAACCCAAACCUACCCCAGUGCCUGUCAGGUCCAGUGGUUCGAGUAAAGCACUUAAAUUGGUUGGAAAGGGGAAAGAAGUGGAUGACUUUGUGGACAAGCUUAAGUCAGAGGGAGAAAACAUAAUCUUGCCCAGCACAGGCAAAAGACCCACAGACGCAUCAAAAUCGCUACCUGCUCCAGUCCACACAGAGAGUGUGCAUCUGCGAGUGGAGGAAAAGAUUACCCUAACAUGUGGUCGUGAUGGCGGCCUUCAAAAUAUGGAAAUUAUUGGCAUGAUUACCCUCAGAGUGUCUGACGAAAAGAAUGGCCGGAUUAGGAUGCACAUCAACAAUAAUGACAAGAGGGGCGUCCAGUUACAGACGCAUCCCAAUGUGGACAAAAAGCUAUUCACAGCUGAGUCAGUGAUUGGUCUGAAGAACCCAGACAAAUCCUUCCCUCUCAAAAAUGAUGUGGGUGUACUGAAAUGGAGACUACAGACCACAGAUGAAUCAUUCAUACCACUAACAAUAAACUGCUGGCCCUCUGAGAGUGGCACUGGCUGUGAUGUAAACAUUGAGUAUGAGUUACAAGAUGACUCACUGGAACUCAACGAUGUAGUGAUCUAUAUCCCAGUGCCGUCAGGUGUGGGUGCUCCUGUGAUCGGUGAUCUAGAUGGAGAAUAUCGUCAUGACAGCAGACGGAAUAUUCUGGAAUGGUGUCUGCCUGUUAUCGAUGUGAAGAAUAAGACCGGUAGCCUGGAGUUCAGUAUACCUGGCCAGCCCAACGACUUCUUCCCUGUCAAUGUCUCUUUUGUCUCCAAAGGCAACUACUGUGACAUUCAGGUUGCUACUGUGUCUCAGGUGGAUGGGGACAGUCCGGUUCGGUUCUCCUCAGAAACAUCUUUUUUGGUUGAUAAGUACGAAAUACUGUAGUAGGAAACUACAGUUUACAACAUAAUUCCACCCAACAUGGCAGAAGAGCAGAUAAUGGACUGAAAACAUUCAUACAACUACAAGAAGUGAGAGACAUACCACCGGCGGGGCAAUGCAAUCUUUAUCAUCUUUAGCAUUACUUAAACAGAUGUUUUCCUCCAACACGACAAUGGUGAAAGUCCUUUUGGCCCUUGCUGGCAAUAUUGGCUGUACUUGUACAAAAAUCGUUUUCUAAAGCAACUUUCCUCUGAAUGGCCGACUCAAAUAAUGUCAGCGAGAUAUGUGGACUGGAUCUGGAGAUGGUAGCGGGCAGGUGGGGGUGGGUUGUUUAAUUGAAGCCAUGAUGCCAGUAAUGAUUAACAUUACUAUUUGAAUUGUGAUUGAUGAUGGUAUAUGACAUCACUGAAAGGGUUAAGUCAAUUUGCUGGUGUAAUUUCUGUUUUCGACUCCAGAGUAAUUUCCCUUGUGCUGUAAAAGUUUUUUUUACAACACUAGAAGACAGCCGAAGACGUCACAUCCUAUGUGACUGAUCCACUGUUGUAUCUUGCUUCUAGUAGCCCAUCAUAUCAAGAAAUAGAUCAUAGUCAUAGUUUUGGUCAAGCUCCCUCUUUUGUUCAUACAUUUAUUUUAGUUCAUGUUUCAGUCUGCUGUAAACAGUGUUUAAAAAACCUGCCAGAUUUGUUUCUUGACUGGUUUGUUGUUCUCCUGUUUUAAAUCAUGCUGUGAUAUAAGAAUGCCAGUGUUGCAUAUUCACAUUCUAAACUUUUCUUUCUCAAAGCAUAAUUAGAGAGACUGAGUAAUCUAAGAGAACUGACCUGUAAAUUACACAGCAGAACAUAUAAGGCCAAAUAUAAUGUUUUACACAUGAAUUUGUUAUUAAAGCUGAACACAUUUCAGACUCUGAAAACCCAAACAUACCAGUAAGAAGCAACCCCCCCAUCUGAGAUAUGUUUUAUGCAGGUUGAUCCCCUCAGUGAAGGUUGAGGAUCAGACCUGUCUUUUCCAGGAGUAACCUCUGGUUUUCAAACAAAUCUCGAGCAUCAACCCCAUAUACCACACUGUAGAAGAGUAAACAGGCCUCAUUCUUUUUGUUCCACGUAAUAUCUUGAAUGUCUCUGCAUAGUUUGCUGAGGGGAAGGACAUUAAAUGUUUUUGUUUCUUUUUUUGUUGUUUUUUGUUCAGCUUUGAAGGAAUCAUAUUGUGGUUUGGGGAACGGUAGACAUACACCAGAGAUUUUUGUAACCUUGUAAAAUAAUGAAUUAGGGAUUCAUGAUGAAUAACAUUCCAGUGAAAACAUAUAAAAAAUCAUUAAAGAGUUUAAAAAGA